Molecule: messenger RNA, 5580 nt
Organism: Effrenium voratum
Lineage: Eukaryota; Dinophyceae; Suessiales; Symbiodiniaceae
Source: the annotation of a GenBank genome assembly
AUGCCGCAGGAAUACCAGCUCGCCACGCAGCGCUUCGAUGCGUUCCUGGCCGAUUCGGGCGAUGCGCUCGGCCUUGCGACGCGCAACCAGACCUACACCGUCGUCCAGGCGGUUCUGCUCGCAUUUCGCCGUCGUCUCGGGCCCGACGAGGUGCUCGUCUUCGCCGACGCGUUGCCAGCCGUUUUGCGGGCGAUCUUCGUUGCCGGCUGGACGGCAAGCGAACACAGCGCCGGCUUUCCGGCGCGCGAUGCGCUGGAGGCGGAGGUGCGCGCGCUGCGUGCCGACCACAAUUUCGCGCCGCAUGGUUCGAUCGCGCUGGUUGCCGCCACGCUGCGGCGUCACGCCGACGGCGACCGGUUUGACAAGGAUCUGGCGCGGGUGGCGCGCAACGAUGACGGCAUCGCGCUGGUGCUGGGCAUCCUCAAGCAGCGCUUCGGCGAGCGGUUCCAGACCGGCACGGCGCUGCGCGGCCAGCAUGCGCACACGACGACCUACAUUCCCGCGCAGAUGCCCGACGGCGUCCUGUUCGCGCAAUCGGCCGACGAUGUGCAGGCGGCGGUCGAAGUGUGCGCGGCACACCGGGUGCCGAUCAUUCCGUUCGGUACGGGCACAUCGCUCGAAGGCCAGGUAAACGCGCCCGGCGGCGGCAUUUCGAUCGAUGUCAGCCAGAUGAACCGCAUCAUCGAAGUGCAUGCCGAGGAUCUCGACUGCGUGGUCGAACCGGGCGUCACGCGCAAGCAGCUCAACACCCAUCUGCGCGACACCGGCCUGUUCUUCCCGAUCGAUCCGGGUGCCGACGCCAGCCUUGGCGGCAUGGCGGCGACGCGCGCCUCGGGCACCAAUGCGGUGCGCUAUGGCACGAUGCGCGACAAUGUGAUCUCGCUGGAUGUCGUGUUGCCCAGUGGCCGCAAGAUCACCACCGCGAAGCGGGCGCGCAAGAGUUCGGCCGGCUACGACCUGACGCGGCUGAUGAUCGGCUCGGAAGGCACGCUCGGCAUCAUCACGCAACUGACGUUGCGGCUCGCCGGACAGCCCGAGGCGAUCACCGGCGGCGUCUGCCCGUUUCCGACGCUGGAGGCGGCGGUCCAGGCGGUGAUCACGACCAUCCAGAUGGGCCUGCCCGUGGCGCGCAUCGAACUGGCCAACACGCUGCAGAUGCAGGCGAUCAUCGACUAUGCCUCGCUCGAUCUGCCGGUCGGUCCCUGCCUGUUUCUGGAGUUCCACGGCACCGAACGGGGCGUUGCCGAACAGUCCGAAACCUUCGGCGAGAUCGCCGGCGAUCUGGGCGGCGGACCGUUCAUCUGGUCGGCGCACGAGGAGGACCGCUCCAGGCUGUGGCAGGCGCGCCACGAUGCCUAUUGGGCGGCGCUGACGCUGAGACCGGGUGCCAAGGGCAUUUCCACCGAUGUGUGCGUGCCGAUCUCGCAGCUUGCCGACUGCAUCGUGGAUACCGAGACCGACAUUGCCGAGCACGAUCUGGUGGCGCCCAUCGUCGGCCAUGCGGGCGACGGCAAUUUCCAUGUGCUGCUGCUGAUCGACGAUACCAGCCGGGAGGAGAUCGCCGCCGCGGAAAGUUUCGUCGAGCGGCUCAACCUGCGGGCGCUGGCCAUGGGCGGCACCUGCACGGGCGAGCAUGGGAUCGGCCAGGGCAAGAUGGCUUUCCUCGAGAUGGAGAUGGGCGGCGCGGUCGACGUGAUGCGGUCGAUCAAGCGGACGCUCGAUCCAGACAACAUCAUGAACCCCGGCAAGAUAUUGAGAAACGGCACUUUGCGCCUUUUCGUUGUGAUCGGAGGGCUGAUCGUCGCGGUGCUGUUCGCCGCGCUUCUGGCGCCGCUGUUCGUCAACUGGUCCGACUAUAAGGGGCGCUUCGAGGCAGAGGCGUCACGGCUGCUGGGCCAGCCGGUGCGCGUGGCCGGCGAGGCGAGCGCGCGCAUCCUGCCCUUUCCCUCGGUCAGCUUUUCCGAUGUCGAGGUCGGCCCGCCCGAGGCGCCACUGAUCACCGCCGCCGAAUUCUCCUUCGAUGCGGAACUGGCGCCGUUUCUGUCCGGCGAAGUGCUGAUCUUCGAUCUGCGCAUCACCGACCCGGUGAUGAAUGUGACGCUGGACGAGACCGGCGCGCCGAUCUGGCCAUUGCCCGAGACAGGCCCGAUCGAUCCGGCGCAGAUCACGCUUGAAAACGCGGCGAUCAGCAAUGGCCGGCUGGUCGUGCUCGACCCGUUCGACGAGCGGCGCUGGACCGUCUCGGGCAUCGACAUGGCGGUCUCGGCCAACAGCUUUUUCGGGCCCUGGCGCGCCGAGGGUACCGCGCGCAUCGAUACGCUGAACACGCAAUUCACCAUCGGAACCGGGACGCUCGAACGCGACGGGUUUUCGCUGCGGGUUGCCGCCAACCUGCCAGACCAGCUAGUGCGCAUCGUCACCGAGGGGCGCAUCGCACCGGACGCCGACAGCGGCGAGAUGGUCUAUGCGGGCGGGCUGACGCUGCUGCCCCACGGCAUCGACCAGACCUAUCGCGUCGACGGCGAUUUCGCCGCCACGGCGCGGCGGCUCGAUGUCGCCGAAUAUCGCGCAGCGUUCGGCGAUCCGGCCGACCCCUAUGUGAUAAGCGGUACCGCAUCGGUGUUCGGCGGCGCCGAGCCGGGCUACACGCUGACCGCGCGCGGCACCCAGGUCAACGUGCCCACCGGUGCGGAAGCCGCGGAAGGCGAUGCGGCUGGGCUCGCCGAGCGGAUGGCGGCGAUCAACGCGAUGUUGGCCGGCCUGCCGCUGCCCGCAGUGCCCGGCACGAUCAAUCUCGACCUGCCGGCGAUCGUUGCCGGCGAAACGACAAUUCGCGACGUUCAGGUGCUUGCCCGGCCCGAGCCGCGCGAUGCGGACCGGCGGCGCUGGCGAAUCGACCGGCUCGACGCCCAGUUUCCGGGCCGCACCGCGCUGGAAGCCGACGGCGUUUUGACGCUGCCGCGCCCGGGCGAGACGAUGGAGACAGCAUCGUUCGCCGGCAAUCUGGUGGUUGCCUCACGCCAGCCUUCCGGCCUUGCGCGCUGGCUGGCAGGCGAUGUGGACGAGGCGAUCCGGCAAUUGCCGGGCGCGGGGUUGAGCGCUCGGGUGACGCUGGGCGCCGAGCGCCAGCUUGCCGAAAAUGUCGAGUUGAUCAUCGGCGGCACGCAGCUGACGGGACGCAUCGCACGGCGCGGCGGCGCGCUGUCGACGCCCUAUCUGUCGGUCACCUUGGCUGGCGAGACGAUCGGCCGGCCGACGCUCGAUGCGAUGGCGAGCGUGUUCGGCGCGGGGCAGGGCGGGGGCGGUCUUGCCGGGCACGAUGUCGACCUGUUGCUCGACCUGCGCGACGUCGAUGCCGGCGGGAUCGUGCUCGACCAUCUCGACACCGCGAUCCGCACGCGCGGCCUCCGCACGGAGAUCGACCGGCUGGUCGCGACCGGCGUCUUCGGCGCGUCGGUGACGGGGGCCGGUUCCGUCGAGCGGUUGGGCGCAGGCGAUCUGGCGGCGGCUUUCGAUGUCAGCGUGAUCGGCGCGCGCGGCGCGCCGUUCUUCACCGGCAUUGCCGGCCGGUUCACCGGCCACGACCUGCUCGAUCAUCUGGCCGGCGUCGCCGAACGCGAUCCGGCGGCGGUUGCCGACAUGCAGCUGACGCUGGUCGGCUCGGCCCGCACCGCCGACGGCGGCGCCCGAACCGAGGCAUCGGCAAGCCUUUCAGGCACGUUGGGCGGCGCAAAUCUGUUCGUCCAGGCCAAUCUGGCCGACACCGGCGCGACCGAAGGGAUCGACCGGCUGGCCGUCGACGGUUCGGUGGCCCAUGACGACGCGCUGCGCCUUCUGCCAUUGGCGGGCAUCGCGCCUGCCGUGGCCGAUGGCGCAACCGUCGGCAUCGAUGCGCCGGGGCAGGUGGCGAUCACCCUUCGGCGCGCCGGGGGAGGCGACGAUCUGGUGUCGCUGACCGCGACCUCCGGCGCCGACCGGCUGGACUUUAACGGCACGCGCGACGGCGCCGAUUUCGCCGGCGAUGCGGUGCUCGCGCUGUCCGAUGCCGAACCGUGGCUGUCGGCGCUUGGCCAUGUGCUGCCGGGCACCGGGCUUGGCACGCCGCUCGAUCUUUCCGCCACCAUCGGCCGGGCCGGUACGCAAUGGCAAUUCGAUGAACUGGAAGGCGCCGUCGCGGGCACCGGGAUGGCCGGCGCACUGACCUUUUUGGACGACGCGCUGCUUGGCCGGUCGCUGCGCGGACGGCUCGAUCUGGGCGCAUUCGAUGCGAUGCUGCUUGCCGGGCUUCUGACCGGUCACGUCGAUGCGAUCGGGGCCGAUACGGGCUUCGGCGCGCCGAUCUAUGACGGCGUCGCGGUCAAUCUGGACUGGUCGGCGGACCGGCUGUUCGCCGGCCCCCUGACGCUCGAGCAGGCCGACGGCACGCUGGUGAUGAACGGCGGGAUGGCCACGGUGCAGGACAUGACCGCGCUUUCAGGCAAGGACAGCCAGUUCGCAGCGACGAUGCGUGUGCAGAAUGCCGGCGGCGCGGUGAGCCUCGGCGGGGAGGUGGAGCUUGCGGCGUUUGCGCUCGGCGAUCUGGUGGCGGUGCCUGUGCCGGUUACCGGUACGGCCGAUCUGGCGCUGUCGCUGACCGGUGGCGGCCGCACGUUCUGGGAUCUAGGGCGAUCGCUGACCGGGACGGGCGUCGUCGCCGUGGACAAUAUCAUGGUGGAGGGGCUCGACCCCGACGCGUUUUCGGCGAUCGUUGCACGCGCCGACGCGAUCGGAUUCGGCAUCACGCCGGCGCAGAUCGAAGCGGUCGUGCGCGAGGCGCUGUUUGCAGGGCAGACCGGGCUGGGCGCGGCCGAAGCCCCGCUGACGGUCACCGGCGGUGUGGCGCGCGCCGCCAAUCUCUCUAUCGGCGACCAAGACGGCAGGCUGCGGCUGACCGGCGAUGUGACACUCGAUCUCAUCGAACGGGCGCCGGCCGGCGCGCUGACCGUGACGCUCGAUCCGGGCGCCGAGGCGAUCGCCGGCAUGGCGCCGGCGGUCGAUCUGUCGUUCGGCCCGGGCGAAGCGGACACGCUUGCCGCCGAGAUCGGCUAUCAGCCGGUGACCGCCUAUCUGACGCAGCGCGCGCUCGAAAUCGAACAGGCGCGAAUCGAGCGGCUGCAGGCACGCCUUCUUGAGCGCCAGCGCAUGCGGCGCGAAUUGCGAUAUGCGCGCUAUCUGCGCGCCGAGGACAAUGCAAUGCGCGAGGAGAGCCGGCUGCGCGCCAUCGCCGACGAGCGUCUUGCGGCGAUCGAGGCGCGGCGGGCCGCCGAAGCGGAAGCUGCGGCAAUCGAGCGGAUCAAUGCGCCGGCGCCGCCGCCCGCGCCGCUUCUCGCCGAGCCGCCUGAAACGCCGACGGCCGAAAGCGCGCCCGAAGAGACCGUCCAGCCUGCCGAUACCGCCAUGCCGGCGCCCGGGACCAUAGACGGCGACGGCGUGGUGCGCGCGCCGCUGCCGCCCGUUUCCGGGGAGCCGGCCGCACCCGCGCCCGGCAUCGACUUCAGCGAGGACGCGGUUCGUUCGCUGAUCGAGGGAUUGGGCCAGUAA